AUGAAUUGGAUUGCUUUUUUUUCCGUCUGCCGCUCGUUGGAUCAUUCAUUCGAUUUGUAACGUUCGGUGUCGAAGAAUCGCGCAGCGCAGGAAAAAGCGAAUCGUAAUGGCUAUCUUUUAGCAGAGAAAAUGCAGUGUUAUGUGAAUUUAAGUGGCUAGUUUGAUGAUUAUGGAAGGCCAUUCGGGAUGGUACGAUGUGUUGAUAUCCGAUUGUGGAAUAAUCGUAGAAAUGUUACCUGAAAAAUUGGAUAGUAUCUAACGCAGAGCAGAUUAAAAAAAGUUCGUUACCUGCUAGUGCUGCUGCUACAUCGCUAUCCUGUUUUGUGUGGAUGGAAUCCGGUGGAAAUUUGACUGCCUGGAUUGUGUAUGCCCGGAAGACCUAGUUAGAAGGGCAGGAAAACUGAAUGCGACAAAAAGUGCAGUGUGUUAUUCCUGAUUUGCAGUACCAGGAUCGUGUUCUUAUGCCUCAGCUUGUAGUGGUGUUAGUGGUUAACAUCGAAGUUUGUCGUAAUUAAAUGUGGCGGAUACUGCUCUAGUAACAGUCGUUCUGAAUUCCAUAACAUAAGUUUAUUUUUUAAUGUUCGAUAGUGGCGCGAGGCUAUUAUGAAAGAAAUAGUGCGUUGUAAUACUAAAGGAACGAAAGCAAACGAGUGUGCUUCAUCCAGACAUGAAAAGGUGAAACCGCGCGAGUGUGUCAAAGGAUUAGGUGUGAAAGCGGAGCAGAAUCCAAGUGUUUCUACGCAAAUGAGAAAUCCAAUAUCGUUAUCGAACCAAGUACCAUUGAUUCCGAUUGAGAAUAAAAACCGCACCGAGAGGAUGGAUCAUCCUUCCGCUGAGAAAGCUCAAUGUGAAGCCAUGUUGAUUUCACCCCCGCCAACGCCAGAGAACGCCCGUAUCUGCCUGGUGGGCUCGGUUGCCCACGACAAAUCCACUCUGUCCGCGGCGCAAUCCUUCAAAGUACCGAUCGUUCUGUCGGAAACUGGCACCGAAUACAUAUCGGACAGCAGCUUUGUCACCUACUUCGUCCUGGAGCACUUCGAGGGCCCGGUUUAUGAUGCAAUUUAUCGCUCCAAGCACAGAAUCCUUGGUCCGCCGGCCUUGCAGCAGGCUGUACAAGCCGGCAAUGGACUGCUUCGAAACAAUCGUCCCAUCUACAACUACUGCAUGAGAGGCGUCAUCACGUGCUUCACCGGCAUUCGAAAAAAGGAUGAAUUGACUCGUCUCGUCGAUUUGAUCCAUUCGAUGGGAGGGUCAAUCCGAAAGGACAUGAACACCAAGGUUACCCAUCUGAUAUGUAACACUACCGGUGGCGAGAAGUACCAGUACGCCAUGACAUUCCGCCUCGCGGUCGUCCGUCCCAGCUGGGUCACGCACGCGUGGCAGAAUCGCGAUGACCCGAGUCUGGUUGCCACUUCGGAAGAGUUCACCAAAAAUCACCGGCUAAAGGCGUUCGAGGGCCAGAAAAUAUGCUUUUUCGGGUUUCCCCCGGAGGAACAUCAGCACAUGGUCGAUGUGCUCACGAUGAACGGCGGCAUACCUACCAAUUUGGAAGAUCCGGAAUGUUCGCAUGUGGUCAUGUCCAACACUGGCGAGCAUUUCAGUGACGCUCUAAUACCGACUGUAACCUCGCCAAAAGAUAAGAAUACAUCUUCCACCUCAUCUUCAUCAUCAUCAUCAUCAUCAUCGUCGUCACCCUCACCGCCAAUGGAUAAGGAAGAUAACAACGAGAAUGAGCCUAACAAUUGUCGGAUGGAGGGCAAUUUAGUAGAUCCGGUGAAGUCUGAGAAACAGGGGGCCUUUAUUAGACGAUUGAACGAGUGCCAACGUAAGGAGGAAGAAGGAGCAGAGAUGCUGAACCCAUUGCCAGCCUUACCGGAAGAAAGUGAAACCAGUGAAAGUAGCGCUCAGCUGGAGGUGGAUCACGUCAGUAUUGCUGAAAAUGAGAACAAUUUAAACAUUGAUUGCGAACAACAGCAGCAGCAACAACAACAACAAGAAGAGGAGCAAUUGAAUGUUUCACCCAUCAGAUAUAUGGAUGAAAAUGUUGAAAAUUCGACUCCAAAACAUUCGCCUACGGAGGAAAUAUCCAAGAAAACCGAUGGCAUUGUUCUAACCUCAGGAGAAGAAAUAGAAUUCCUUAAUCCGAAUAAUAUUUCACCGAUAUUGAAAAUCAAUAGAUUAACUGACGUUUCUUUGAAAAAAAUUUCCGAGGAAGAUGACGACGACGACGAAGAUGAUAUGGAUGACUACAUUAUUGCUAAUAAAGAUGCUCUGAAGCGGAAACGUCAGGAAGACAGCUUCGAUGAUUUAUCGAUCAUAUCGACUGAUUCACUAGCUAGCAGCGUGGCCUAUGGAUCCGCGAAGAAACCCAAGCUGAUUCGUACGGGAUCCAUCACAAGGGGCCUCCGCAGAAGUAUGAGCUUUGCAGCUAUCAAAACUCCAAUCACAUCAAUGUUCCGAUCCCGGCGAAAUUCCGUCGAUCCGAACUCAUCCAUAAGUUCUAUUGCGUCCAUCGAGUCGACUUUCAAUGAGUCGAUAAAGAAGCCGGUCAAAGAGAAGCUUCGAAGCAUACGCGACAAGAUUACCAAAAGCAACAAGAAGGAAACGCCCAAGUCGAUCAAAAAUAAAGGUUUAAUAACCCCUGCUAAUUUGGACAACCUUAAAAAGGUAUGCAAUUUCAAGACCGACAAGAACGUCAACACUCCAGAGCAUUCCAAGAUCGGUGAUAAGAGUGAGGUCGAUUUCAAAACUCCAAUUGCACCUCCCCUGUAUCCUAAUUGUUCAUCAUCUUCGAAAGCCAAAAAGAAAAGCUUCUUCCGUCACUCGAUGAUCGCCUCGGGUUCGAGUGCAACCGCAUCCUCCCAGCUUGACUCCAAUCCGUCGGCAUUCGACGCUGGCCUCGCAAACAUUGUUGUAUCGACGGAAAAAGAAGCCUCAAAUGUGGCGGCGAAUCUGGCCACAAUCGAACUUAACGCACCACUGGCGGCAGCCGAUUACACAAACCCUGCAGUCGUCACGGCUGAAACGAUUGAUGCCGAGGGUGAAACUGUAACUACAGUAAAAGUAAUAGCAGCAGCAGCAUCAGCAACGACAAGAACAGCAGCAGCAAUAACAAUGGUUGUUGAUGAGCACGUCGUGUCGUCCAAACCGGAGCCCAAGAACAACAAAACGCACAUAGUGAAAGCGGAUUGGUUCUGGUAUACAAUUCAGAACGGUUACGCGGAUGAGGGUUACUACCUUUUCGGAGACUAUUUAGAUAGCAUUGCGAACACUCCAGGAGGUGAUCGGAGGGAUUCGCUUCCGAUCAGCUUCAACAAGCGCAAGCGAAAACGACUCUCCCAUCGGACGCCGGCCAGCGACGGUACGCCGUUGGGAGCGGGUAAGCGAAGAUCUUCCGUUUCCGAUGCAGGUUUGCUGUCGGUAUCCGGCAGCUUUCUGGACUGCACGACCAGCCCGGACAAGCAUGAGGGCAGCAAGAAGAACAUCAUCGCAGAAACGGUGGACGUUUCGAUUGAACAGCCUGUCAAGGGUCAAUCGAUGAGGUAUAAUCAUUUCACAGAUUUCUACCGCACAGAGUCAAACUACGUAGGAAUAUUGGACACGAUUGUGAAUCUGUUCAAAGUACCCCUUGAAGAGAUGAUUGAAAAGGAACCGGAGAAUGCACUGCUUAACAAAUCAGAAUUGAAGGCGAUCUUCAGCAACUUCCUGCCUAUUCACGACGUUCACAAACGAAUGCUGAAUCGGUUAAAGGAGAUACACGGCAGCUGGACCGAGGAACAUCUGAUUGGCCAAAUCAUUCUGGACUACAAAGAUGACCUUUACGUGGCGUAUCCACCGUACGUGAACUUUUUCGAACAAACGAAAGAAACACUGUUGCAGUGCGACGCGGGCAAUCCACGCUUUCAUGCAUUUCUGAAAAUCAACCAAGCGAAACCGGAAUGCGGACGCCAAACUUUGCAGGAUCUUAUGAUUAGGCCUGUCCAAAGGUUACCUAGCAUUAGCUUGCUGUUGAAUGAAAUUUUAAAGCACACCUCAAAGAAUAACCCGGAUCAUAAAAAGCUGGUGGAAUCACUGGAAGCAAUCAAAGAGGUUAUCAAGAACAUCAACGAAGAUAAACGGAAAACGGAAAGCAAGCUGGCAAUAUUCGAUAUCUUCAACGACAUUGAAAAAUGUCCGCCCCAUCUGGUAUCUUUCCACCGGCAGUAUGUAUCGCGCUGCGAGGUUACCGAGCUCUCGGACAGCCUCAGCGGCCGGGGUGACACGUUGGUACUGUUUCUCCUCAGCGACACGCUGGAAGUGUGCAAGAAACGAUCACGAGCACCGAACAACGCAAAAUCGCCCAGCACAAAUGGACUAAAUACGACUCGUUGCCAGGCCAGCAAACCAUACAAACACGUCAAACUGAUGCCACUCAGUUCGAUUCGGCUGGUGGUAAAUAUCCAGGACAGUCCUCGGGCGUUUGCUUUGAACUGUCGCGCCACGACAGACAGCAAGGAUCAGCUGCAUUCGUUUAGCAUUUGCGACGAUGAAAAGGAUAAGAUUAUCUAUCUCAAAAGCUUAUGCCAGCAGCUGGCAGAGAACGCAUGCAAGGCCGAUGCAAAAACGUUCAUGGUGAGCUGCGACUCGGAGGAACUUGGAAUCGACGUCAGUGACAUCAACGUGGGUACGCUCUCGAAGGCAUUUAAAUUUGCUACCCGUACCAGGCUGAGGGUUGGCCGUGCACUUUCAUUCAACAAAACGCCAUCCAAGUUGAAGCGCGCCGUCUCAUCGAUGAUGACGUCCUCUUUCGGCAGCACUCAGUCGCUGACACCGGCUUCCCAGUUGGCCCAGAUGAAGCUGGCAAGCUGUACGAACAUAAACGAAGUGGGUGAGGAGUCGUCCGAAACCGAUUCGAAAGCGUCCUCGUCACCGUCGUCGGCGUCGGAAAUCCUGGUAGCCCCGAUGUCCGUCCAGCCGACUCGCAAGAACAAGAAUCCGCCGAUGUCGAUAGCAGCACUGCGGCGGCUCUAGUCUGGAGCGUAACACCCACCGACCGAGGCCCAUACAUACUUUCAUCCAACGCUGGCUUUCUGAUAUGGUUUCGUUCCGGUUUGGCUUCUGUGCCGAACUAUAUUUUUUGUGGUUAUUAUCCGUCUAUUCCGGUACGAGAGGGAGAUAGAGACAGAGGGAGAGAGCGAGAGGGAGCAUUGUGUCGACAUCACACAAUCACGGAAAUGUCCUCGAUUUUUCUGUGGCACUAUUCGAAGCAGCUUUUGUUUUACCUUAGUUUUGGGCUGCAUCUGUUUUUUUUUCUUUUUAUUACUUUUCCUUUUUAAUUUUAAGGUGUCAGGAAAGAUUUUUCUCCUGCUGGCGAAGAGAAAAAUCGGUUCAAUACCAACUAUGAGACCAUACGCAGAGAUAAAAAUGCUACCCGCAGCUCAAAGAUUUGUGGUAUUAAGCAGGGAAAGACAGGAAUAACAUAUUUUUCUUCCAUUCUCGUGAUGAAUGGUUGUUGGCAGAAGAUAAUUGGAGAAAUUGUAUUCAGUUGAGGGUAACCAUUUAUUUUUAGGAUUUUCAGUUUCAUAGAUGUAUCAGUAUGCGUACGUCCUUUGUACGAAGUGAAGUUAGCUAGCGUACAGAAAUAAAACUAAAAGACAAUCACAAUGGAUAAAUGAGAUCUGUGUAAUAUAGAUCUGGUCAAGUGAGCCUUAGUAAGAGAGCACAAAAUGUGUUCGUAUUCUAGGAUAUGAAUCUGUUCGAAUAUAAACCGUUUUGAACCGUUUUGCUAUGCAAUUAUAGCUUUUUUAAUUUUCUAGACUAUUGUGAAUGUUUGUGAUGAAGAAAACAAUACAGAUGAUAAAGGUACUUCUAUCUUUUUC
Wyeomyia smithii (pitcher-plant mosquito) is the source of this 5858-nucleotide messenger RNA. It is a transcript of the gene pbl, whose product is annotated as protein ECT2. Lineage: Eukaryota; Metazoa; Arthropoda; Insecta; Diptera; Culicidae. The coding region runs from base 604 to 5010 and encodes 1468 amino acids. The record is from RefSeq and is a predicted model, not a curated record. The transcript has 13 exons. Gene Ontology annotation, molecular function: GTPase activator activity; guanyl-nucleotide exchange factor activity. Gene Ontology annotation, cellular component: cell cortex; nucleus. Gene Ontology annotation, biological process: activation of GTPase activity; mitotic cytokinesis; regulation of cytokinesis, actomyosin contractile ring assembly.